CGCUGAGGCUUGCGCCUGCGUUUCCGGCCGGAGGCUUUUGCCAGGCGCUCCGCGUCCCUGGAGGGCGGCGGCGGCGGCGGCGGCCCAGGAGGUAGAGGCACCUGGGGGUCCGGAAGUCAACACCACCAUGUCGAGUCUGCACAAGAGCCGGAUUGCAGAUUUCCAGGAUGUCCUGAAGGAGCCCUCAAUUGCAUUGGAAAAGCUUCGAGAACUCAGUUUUAGUGGCAUCCCCUGUGAGGGCGGACUGCGGUGCCUCUGCUGGAAGAUUCUCCUGAACUACCUCCCCUUGGAGAGAGCCUCAUGGACCUCCAUCCUGGCCAAGCAGAGGGAGCUGUACUCUCAGUUCCUGAGGGAAAUGAUCAUCCAGCCUGGCAUUGCCAAGGCCAACAUGGGUGUGUCCAGGGAGGAUGUGACCUUUGAGGACCACCCACUCAACCCCAGCCCCGACAGCCGGUGGAACACGUACUUCAAGGACAAUGAGGUGCUGCUGCAAAUCGACAAGGAUGUCCGGAGGUUGUGCCCAGACAUAUCCUUCUUUCAGAGGGCCACCGAGUACCCCUGCCUCCUCAUCCUGGACCCUCAGAAUGAAUUUGAGACCCUUCGUAAGCGAGUGGAACAGACAACGCUGAAAUCCCAGACAGUGGCCCGGAACCGGAGCGGGGUUACAAACAUGAGCUCCCCGCACAAGACUGCUGCAUCAUCGUCCCUGCAUGAGUAUGAGGUGCUGCCCAACGGCUGCGAGGCCCACUGGGAGGUGGUGGAGCGGAUCCUGUUCAUCUACGCCAAGCUCAACCCUGGCAUUGCUUAUGUGCAGGGCAUGAAUGAGAUCGUCGGGCCCCUCUACUAUACCUUUGCCACCGACCCCAACAGUGAGUGGAAAGAGCAUGCUGAGGCAGACACCUUUUUCUGCUUCACCAACCUCAUGGCUGAGAUCCGGGACAACUUCAUCAAGAGCCUGGAUGACUCCCAGUGUGGCAUCACCUACAAGAUGGAAAAGGUGUACUCCUCCUUGAAGGAUAAGGACGUGGAACUCUACCUGAAACUGCAAGAGCAGAACAUCAAGCCCCAGUUCUUUGCCUUCCGCUGGCUGACACUGCUGCUGUCCCAGGAGUUCUUGCUGCCUGACGUCAUCCGGAUCUGGGACUCCCUCUUCGCUGAUGACAACCGCUUUGACUUCCUCCUCCUUGUCUGCUGCGCCAUGCUCAUACUGAUCCGGGAGCAGUUGCUGGAAGGAGACUUUACCGUAAACAUGCGGCUCCUGCAGGAUUACCCCAUCACAGACGUCUGCCAGAUCCUACAGAAAGCCAAGGAACUCCAAGACUCAAAGUAGCCUGGCAGCAAGAGGCCAAGGUUUGGGAGAGCAGCCACCGGACCCUGGUGCCCUGGCUUCUGGGACACCCAGAAGCCUGUGGAGACCCCAGCCCGGAGGGGAAGCUGCAGGAUUGAUCCACUCCAGGCCUUCCUGCCCUGGUUCCCUCGCCCCAGGCCGCUCCCACUGGGAGCACAC
Molecule: messenger RNA, 1507 nt
Organism: Propithecus coquereli (Coquerel's sifaka)
Lineage: Eukaryota; Metazoa; Chordata; Mammalia; Primates; Indriidae
Gene: TBC1D13
Product: TBC1 domain family, member 13
Exons: 12
Coding region: 128-1330 (400 amino acids)
Biological process (GO): activation of GTPase activity; intracellular protein transport
Molecular function (GO): GTPase activator activity
Source: RefSeq, a predicted model, not a curated record